AUGUGGCUGCUGCUGCUGAUUGCUAGCGUGGCACUCGCGCUCGUGCAGUGGGGUCCAACUCCCGUCGACAGCUAUCCCAUCUGGAGGCGAGAGGACAGCCGGCGCGGGCCGUCAUGCCCAGCAUCAUACGAUAAAGGCGAGCUCUACAAGCACCCGGCAUGGAGCUUUGGCGUCAACAUGAAGCUGGUCGAGGUCGCCAACGCGGGCGAGUGCUGCGCAAAGUGCAACGCCGACCCAGCGUGCGUCGUCUGGCUGUUCCAGGACAAAAACUUGGACGAGUUUGAAUCUGCAGACGACUCUACCAUCAAGGAGAUUCUCGACAACGCCGCCUUCACAUCCGUACCUGGCGACGAUGGCAAUGCCGAUUGCCAAGCGAAGGCGCGGUGA
This is a messenger RNA of Capsaspora owczarzaki ATCC 30864, 387 nucleotides long. RefSeq lists its product as hypothetical. Bases 1 to 387 code for a protein of 128 amino acids. The record is from RefSeq and is a predicted model, not a curated record. The transcript has 3 exons. Lineage: Eukaryota; Filasterea; Ministeriida; Capsasporidae.